Molecule: messenger RNA, 1095 nt
Organism: Microthlaspi erraticum
Lineage: Eukaryota; Viridiplantae; Streptophyta; Magnoliopsida; Brassicales; Brassicaceae
Source: the annotation of a GenBank genome assembly
AUGGAAGUCAACAGUGGGGAAGAUCAUCAGUACGCAGAAUCAUCGGAAUGGUUCGUAAAGUACUUAAACCGUCAAGGAGAUUGGUUAGAGAAAACCAGAGGGAACCUGAUGGUUGCAGCAACGGUUAUAGCUGGUAUGAGUUUUCAAGUUAUGGUUAGUCCUCCGGGUGGCGUUUGGCAGAGUGACAAUUGUUCAUCCGGGGAUCAAUCCGGAACUUCAUCGGUUUGUAAGGCCAAAGCCGGAACUUCGGUACUGGAGCACGAUAGUUCAAAGCGUAGACUCUAUCUUGGAAUGGUUAUUAGCAGUACAGUGUCGUUUUCUGCUUCCAUGAGCCUUAUCCUCCUCGUCAUCAGCGGUUUACGACUUAGAAGGAGCCGCGAAACAAAUUUCGUCGUUGUUCUGAUAAUUUUUCGAGGAGAAGAAGAUCGAUGGAUUACGGAGACGAUCGGAAAUGGUAUUGAAUCUGUAACAACACCAACUACUGCAACAACUGGUCAGGAUCUUUUGAAUGAUGAAAUUGUUUCUGAACAUUUAACCAGGAAUAUCCAGUUUUUCAAUCUUGAAUCUCAGCGUAAAGUAACAGAAUCAUAUGUUGUUGUGAUUGGACUUGGAGGUGUAGGGAGUCAUGCUGCAUCUAUGCUCUUACGGUCAGGUGUUGGAAAGCUCCUCCUCGUCGACUUUGAUCAGGUCUUUUACGCUGUUACAUUCACCUUUCAUUAUAUGGAUAUACAUACAGUCUGUUUUCAACUCAAUUUUUUGCAUUACAACCUUCCUAUGUUGUCACUUUCAUCAUUGAAUCGAUACGCUGUUGCAACAAGAGAAGAUGUUGGUAUCCCGAAAGCUACUUGUCUCAAGAACCAUUUCUCUUUGAUCUUUCCUGAAUGCUGUGUUGAAGCCAAGGUGAUGCUGUAUGACUCAUCUUCCGAAGAAGAGAUUCUUUCAGGCAAUCUUGAUUUCGUUUUGGACUGCAUUGACAACAGUGAUACAAAGGUGGCACUUUUGGCUGCGUGCGUUAAGAGAGGUUUGAAGUUCUGUCUGCAACUGUUGCAGGUGCUACAGCUGAUCCAACAAGAAUCAGAGUGGCAGUCUAAGUAG